AUGUGGAGAGUUAAGAGGAGUCAUGUGGUGAGGUCUACAUUGAGGAGGCCAUAUAUCAAACGGCAGAUUACAAUGAAUGCAGAUCUUACAGCUGCGAUGGCAUCAUUACCUGAAAAUGAUGUGAUAGUUAUAGGGGGUGGACAUGCAGGUUGCGAGGCAUCAACAGGUGCAGCUAGGGUUGGAAGUAAAACUAUUUUGGUGACACCUUCUAUCAAGCAACUGGGGACGUGUUCAUGUAACCCAUCGAUGGGUGGUGUUGGUAAAGGGACUCUAUUGAGAGAAGUAGAUGCUUUAGAUGGUGUAGCAGCAAGAAUAACUGAUAAAGCAGGUAUUCAAUUCAAGAUAUUGAAUCAAAGUAAAGGUGCUGCUGUAUGGGGGCCUCGUGCUCAAAUAGAUAGAAAUUUAUAUCUGAAGGAAAUGCAAAAUGAAUUAAUAGAUUAUCCAAAUUUAAAUAUUCAAGAGGGGAAAGUAAAAGAUAUUAUUAUAGAUCAAGAUGUUCUAAAUUCAGAUGGAGUAUACGGAGAAGUCAAAGGGGUGAUACUUGAUGAUAAUACAAUAAUUCCUUCUAAAAAGGUUAUAAUUACCACAGGUACUUUUUUGAGUGCAGAAAUUCAUAUUGGUUUAAAGGCUAUCCCAGCUGGAAGAAUUAAUGAACCGCCUACUUUUGGUAUUAGUGAAACUUUAGCUCAAGUUGGAUUCCGUCUUGGUAGAUUGAAAACAGGCACACCAGCAAGGUUAGAUAAAUCUUCAAUUGAUUUUACAAAUUUGGAGAAACAAUAUGGUGAUAAAAUACCUACGCCAAUGAGUUUUGUAAAUGACUCGGUAACAAUCAAAGAUCAAAUACUUUGUUAUGGAACAAGAACAACUCCACAAUUGCAUCAAUAUUUGAAGGAUAACUUGGAUAAAAGUAUUCAUAUAAGGGAAACUGUUAAGGGACCUAGAUAUUGCCCCUCCAUUGAGGCAAAAGUAUUACGCUUCGCUGAUAAGGACUCUCAUAAAAUUUGGUUGGAACCAGAGGGAAUAGACUCAAACAUAAUAUAUCCAAACGGUAUUUCAAACUCGAUGCCCCAAGAUGUGCAACUUCAGAUGAUGAGAAUGGUUCCAGGUCUUGAGAAUGUUAACAUUUUGCAACCAGCUUAUGGAGUAGAAUAUGAUUACGUUGAUCCCAGACAAUUAAAACAAACUUUAGAGACGAAACUGGUUACAGGUCUAUUUCUAGCAGGGCAAAUUAAUGGUACGACAGGUUAUGAAGAAGCAUGUGCCCAGGGUUGUAUUGCAGGUAUAAAUGCUGGUCUUGCGGCUCUAUCGAAACCGCAAUUAAAACUUUCAAGAUCUGAUGCAUAUCUGGGUGUCCUUAUUGAUGAUCUUAUUACCAAAGGUAUUGAGGAACCAUAUAGAAUGUUCACUUCUAGAUCAGAAUUUAGAAUAACAGUGAGAGCCGAUAAUGCAGACUUUAGACUUUCUGAAUUAGGUCAUUCUGUGGGUGCAGUUCAUCAAUUACGAUAUGACAUCCUCAAGAAUGACAAAGAUAUAUAUGACACUACUAUCGAAAAAUUAAAGUCAUUUAAUUGUAACCAUAUGAAAUGGUCUAAUAAAUUAGGUAUAAAGGUAGCACCAGCUGCUUUAAAUUAUACAGCAUGGGAUAUCUUUAAAUUUAAUGGCGUUUCAUUAGAAAGAUUGGUCGAUUCUUUUCCUGAAUUGAAAAUUAAUGUAGAUAAUAUUCCAAGAAGGGUCAUCCAAAAGAUUGAUAUACAAGGUAAGUAUAACCCUUACAUCACAAAACAAACCCAAUACAUAAAAGCAUUUCAAGCUGAUGAGAAUUUAUUGCUGCCAACAGAUUAUGACUAUUCACAAAUGCAAAGCUUAUCAUCCGAGUGUAUCAUCUUAUUAAACACAAUCAAACCUAGUACCAUAGGUCAGGCAAGACGUAUUCAGGGGAUUACCCCAGCUGCAUUAUUUGAAUUGUACCGUUUAUUAAACAAAACAACAAGACAAUCUUAA
Molecule: messenger RNA, 2001 nt
Organism: Maudiozyma saulgeensis
Lineage: Eukaryota; Fungi; Ascomycota; Saccharomycetes; Saccharomycetales; Saccharomycetaceae
Source: the annotation of a GenBank genome assembly